This is a messenger RNA of Solanum lycopersicum (tomato), 5749 nucleotides long. Its product is annotated as homeobox-DDT domain protein RLT1. Gene Ontology annotation, molecular function: DNA binding. The record is from RefSeq and is a predicted model, not a curated record. Gene Ontology annotation, biological process: regulation of transcription by RNA polymerase II. Lineage: Eukaryota; Viridiplantae; Streptophyta; Magnoliopsida; Solanales; Solanaceae.
GUAUGUACAUGUUAAAUUGUAAUAACGUGUUUUUGAAAUUUAAAAAAAAAACAUAAUUUUUUUUUGGGAAAAAUUAAAAAUUAUAGAAUUACACCGAAAGAAGAUGGAAUUUGGAACAAACAAGAGGGACUUGUUCUACUAUACUGUUCCUUUUUAUUCAAUUUCUUCUGCUUCUAUCGCCUCCUCUCUUCUGUAUUGGGUUUAUUUUUGUUUUUCCCUUUUUCAUUUAUUCUUAUUAUUAGUAUUUUUAUUUACCUCUUCUUUUUUUCUCCAUGUGUUCUUGGUUAUCACGGGAAGAAUAUAUAGUUACCUAUCUGUAACGGGGUUGUUUUUCUUUCAAUAAAGAUUGGAUUUUUAGGGUUUUCUUCAACAAAGAUCUGAAAAAAUGGAUGGUGGGUCGGAUGGGGAAGGCAAUAGGAACCUUAUUCAGAGUUCAUCUGAAGGACCCAAGAAGCCAAAGAGGCAGAUGAAGACUCCCUUUCAACUGGAAACCCUAGAAAGGGUCUAUGCUAUGGAGACAUAUCCAUCUGAGGCCAUUCGCGCUGAGCUGUCAGAAAAAUUAGGUCUAACGGACCGGCAGUUGCAGAUGUGGUUUUGUCACAGGAGGUUGAAGGACAAAAAUACAUCAGGGGGGACAGAAAAGAAGCCACGCACUGGUGGGACAGGUGGUAAGAGAAAUUUGCCGGAGUCACCUAGAGAGGAUUUAGUGGUUGCUGAAGCUGCUAGUGACCGUGGCUCAGGAUCAGUUUCAAGGUCAGGUUCAGGGUCAGGGUCAAGUCGGUUUGAUAAUGGAGAUGAUAUGCCAGCACCGUCCAUAAGAUCUUAUGAAUCACCUAGGAGGGCAAUGGAGCGACGAGUAAUAGCUUGUAUAGAAGCACAAUUAGGAGAACCUUUACGUGAUGAUGGUCCUAUUAUUGGGGUGGAGUUUGAUGAGCUUCCACCUGGUGCAUUUGGGAUACCUAUUGAUUUGGAAGAACGUACGGACCAUUACAGACAAUCUUUUGACUGCAAAUUGUAUGGACAAUAUGAUGCUAAAGUUAAUGUUGGAUCAGCUCUCUCUCUUUCUCCGGUUCUGACAAAUGGUCAUCGUGAACCUGCUGAGCCCAAGAUUGUAUCUGAUAAAUAUGGACAAAUUGCAGCCCCUUACCCUUAUGAUUCGUCUGUUGACUGUCCUUCUAAAAACAUGGCAACCAUGCAACGCAAUGGACAUUUUGUUAGGGAAUAUGGUGUUGAAGGUCAAAGCAUUGGUAUGAUGUCUCAGCAGAGCAGGCAGAGACGCUUUCUAUCCCCUUCGCGGGAUAAUGAAUUCGUCCCUGGUAAUGAGGACAUGUUGCAAUUGGAUCGGAAGCGCAAGAGUGAAGAAUUUGGAAUGGGAAGAGAAGUUCAAGUCAAUGAAAAACGGAUGCGGAAAGAACUUGAGAAACAAGAUCUUCUACGGCGGAAAAUGGAAGAACAAAUGAAAAAGGACAUGGAGAAACAGGAUCGUGAAAGAAAAAAGGAAGAACAAAGGCUGAUGCGUGAACAGCAAAGGAAGGAGGAGCGAUUUCAGCGCGAGGAGAAACGUGAAAUGGAGAGGAGAGAGAAGUUUUUGCAGAGGGAGCUCGUGAGGGUGGAGAGGAAAAAACAAAAAGAUGAGCUACGAAAAGAGAAAGAAGCUGCAAAACAGAAGGCUGCUAUGGAGAAGGCAAUGGCACGCAGAAUUGCUAAAGAAUCAAUGGAGCUGAUCGAGGAUGAGCGCUUGGAACUUAUGGAUCUGGCUGCCUCUAGCAAAGGGCUACCAUCAAUUGCAUCUCUUAAUUAUGACACUUUGCAGAACCUUGAGUCAUUUAGAGAAUCUUUGUGUGAAUUCCCUCCCAAGUCUGUUCAAUUGAAAAAACCAUUCUCCGUCGAACCCUGGAUUGCUUCAGAUGACAAUGUCGGGAAUCUUCUUAUGGCUUGGAGAUUCUGCUUAAAUUUUGCAGACAUUCUCGGGCUUUGGCCUUUCACACUUGACGAAUUUCUUCAAGCUUUCCAUGACUAUGAUUCCAGAUUGUUGGCUGAGAUACAAAUUGCUCUUUUGAAACUGAUUAUAAAAGAUAUUGAAGAUGUUGCUCGCACUCCUUCUGGUGGGCCUGGGACAAAUCAGUAUAGUGCUGUCAAUCCUGAAGGUGGACAUCCUCAAAUAGUUGAAGGGGCAUAUCUUUGGGGUUUUGACAUACGCAGUUGGCAGAGGCUCUUAAAUCCUUUGACGUGGUCUGAAGUACUGCGCCAAUUUGCACUCUCUGCUGGAUUUGGACCUCCAUUAAAGAAAAAGAGAGAACGCACUUGUUUGAAUGAUUCUGAUGAGACUAAAGGUUGCGAAGACAUUGUGUCCAACCUUCGAAGUGGUUCGGCAGCUCUUAAUGCUGUUGCAAUUAUGCAAGAAAAAGGGCAUAUGUCACAACGCAAAUCCAGGCAUCGGCUGACACCAGGGACUGUGAAAUUUGCUGCUUACCAUGUUCUCGCUCUCGAGGGAGACAAGGGCUUGAAUGUUCUAGAUAUUGCGGAAAGGAUUCAAAAAUCUGGUUUACGUGACCUUUCAACCAGCAAGACUCCAGAAGCCUCUAUAUCUGUUGCUUUGUCAAGGGAUCCAAUACUUUUUGAAAGAAUUGCUCCUUCAACAUACAAUGUUCGACUUGCUUUUAGGAAGGAUCCUGCUGAUGCUGACGCAAUUAUUUCAGCAGCCAAGGAGAAAAUACAAAGAUAUGCUAAUGGGUUUCUCUCUGGACAAAAUGUUGAAGAUGAAGAAAGAGAUGACGAUUCUGAAGGUGAAGGUGAUGUUGCUGAAGGUCCAGAAGUCGAUGACUUGGGUACUUCAUAUGGUGCUAACAAGAACAAUGAACAAAGCAGCCUACUUGACACCUGCUUGGUGAAUGGAAAAAGUAAGCUAUCUGAUGAGAUUGGACAACAAAUUGGAGUUGAUGUUGUUGGUAUUGCGGUUAGUAACCCCAGCCAAGGCUGUUCAGAAAUUGACGAGACCAAAGCAGGUGAGCCAUGGGUUCAAGGACUCGCUGAAGGUGAAUACUCUGACCUAUGUGUUGAGGAGCGUUUAAGUGCUCUUAUUGCCUUGAUUGGCAUAGCAAAUGAAGGAAAUUCUAUCCGUGCAAUUCUUGAGGACCGUCUGGAUGCAGCAAAUGCUUUGAAAAAACAGAUGUGGGCUGAAUCCCAAUUGGAUAAAAGACGAUUGAAGGAGGAGACAAUCAAUAAAUUUAAUGAUAGUUCCUUCAAUGUUGUGGUUGAGGGUAGCCAAAGCCCAUUGGGGUAUCCAAACAAUAAAAAUCAUGGGACAUCACCAACCACACUGGUAAAGGAUGACUCUGCUGGUAUAGUAGACAAUCUUCAGAACCACUUUGAAAGCAUUCCUGCUGAGAAGAGUUCAGCCGCACAAGAAACCUUUGUGGGUCAAUUUGCUGUACCAAGUGGGAAUACAGCAGAAAGGUCACGCAUGCAGUUAAAAUCUUUCAUUGGCCACAAAGCAGAAGAGAUGUAUGUGUACAGGUCUUUGCCUUUAGGUCAAGACCGGAGACGCAAUCGUUACUGGCUAUUUGUUGCCUCUGGUUCUAGCGAAGAUCCUGGUUCUGGCAGGAUAUUUGUUGAAUCACCUCAUGGCUGCUGGAAACUUAUUGACACUGAAGAGGCAUUUGAUUGUCUUUUGGCUUCUUUGGAUACUCGAGGGGUUAGGGAAUCACAUUUGCAUAUUAUGUUACAAAAGAUUGAGGGUCCUUUCAAGGGGCGCGCACGGCAAAACAUGUCUUGUGGAGCUAGUUCAAACCCAACAUCUGGUGUAAGUGCAGACAGUCCUGGCAGUGCCAUAUAUGGCGUGAGUUCUGAUAGCUGGGAAACAUCUUCUUCUUUUAAGAUUGAGCUCGGAAGGACCGAGGAAGAGAAAAAGAAUGCCUUACAGAGAUACCAAGUUUUUCAGAUCUGGAUGUGGAAAGAAUGUCUCAGCUCAUCAAUUUUAUGUGCCAUGCGGUAUGGGAAGAAAAGGUGCUUGCCACUUUUGGGCAUUUGUGGCCACUGUUUAGAUUCUUACCUUUCUGAAGAGGGUAUUUGCCCUUCUUGCAACAAGAUGAAUUGCGAAGUUGACAUGAACGGCAAGUUCAUUGAGCAGGCAAUGGAUUCUAUGGACAAUCUGAAAAUUGAUUACAAUAAUUUGGUGGUUUCAAACGCUUGUCCUGUAAGAGUAAGAUUAAUGAAGGCCGUAUUAAGUUUCACUGAGGUUUGUGUGCCAUAUGAGGCACUUCAAUCAUCUUGGACAGAAGACUGUAGAAAGACAUGGGGCCUGAAACUGCAAAAUUCGUCAUCUCCUGAGGAUCUUCUCCAGAUUCUGACUCAGUUAGAGGGUGUCAUCAAUCGUGAUUACUUGUCUGCUGACUAUGAGACUGCACAAGAAUUGAUGGGUCUAUGCGCUUUAUCAAGAAAAACUGCUCUUGAAUCUACUUACCCUGAACCUGUGCCACAGCUCCCAUGGAUACCUCAGACCACCUCUGCAGUGGCUCUCAGACUUUUGGAGCUUGAUUCCUCCAUAUCCUAUGAUCCUCAGCAGAAAACUGAGGCUGAGUUGAAAAAUAAAGUAGAUUGCCUUCCAAAGCCAUCUUUGGGGUAUGCUUCUUUGAAAGAUCCACAAAAGAUAGAAGCAACAGUGAUGGAUCAUGGACUAAUGAGAGAGGAAAACUGGGAUUAUCUCAACAAUAUGCCUAGCAGCUCAAGAAGUAGGCAAGUUGUUCGUGGGAGGGGAGGCAGUCGUCCUCGUGGAAAGCUGCAAAAAGGAACUACUAGCAAACAACCAGAGUCUGGCAGGACUGUUGUAAGGCCUAGUGAGACGUUAACUCAAGUUCUUAUUAAGCAGGGAGAAACGCAUGGGCAGAGACAUGUACGAGGUCGCCGAACUGUCAGGAAGAGGAGAAUAGAACAGAAAAUUGUGGAAGAGGCUCAACCAGAUUAUUUGGGUGACAGAAGCAGCCGGCUAAGUCUUGUAGUAUCACCUAGAAAGCAUGUGACAGAAGAGUUCGACAUGAAUAUGGAAGGAAUAGAAGCCACAAAUGACAAUAGUAUUAGUAUGGAAGCUGCUGAAUCUGAUGAUAGUGCUCCUGAAAAUACAUAUGAUUUUAAUAGGAGUGAUCUAAUGGAUAUGUCAGAUGAGGAUCAGGUUGUUUCUGCCGGUGAUGGAAUUGAAGACGACAAUGACGAUGAAGAUGAUGAUGACAACGACAACGCUGAUAGAUACAGAAGCCAUGGUCAAAAUCUGGGAAGAUAUGUUAACAUGGAUGACGACUCAGAUAGAGAUGGGGAUGUCAAUGAGGAUCAAGAGUCGGGCUCUUCAGAGUCUGAAGAUUAUAGUGAUUGAGGUUGCCAAGAUUUUUGUGGGGCUUGACAACUGCAAUAUAGCUCUGAUGGUUGAUCGCCAGAACACAGAGGUUCAGUGUGAUGCGUUCGUUCUUCUUUUAAGGAACUUUGGUAUUCUUUUGAGAUGAAGCCCAAGAGCUGGCUUGUCUUUGUAUAUAGUGUUAAAGGAGCAGAGUUUUGUUACACUUUAUUAUCAUAGAACAAUAGUAUAAAAAAUUGGUAGUCAGUCGAGAGUUCGAAUACCGUCGUGCAAUCAUCUAUUAAGAGGGGCUGUUGGUGAUCAAAAUCAUCUAUGUCAAAUUCUACAGUUGCACAUUUCUGAUCAUUUUUACUUCAAUGUUAAAAUGAUUGAUGGCUUAUCUAAAUGAUAGCUUGUUAGGCAAUA